Molecule: messenger RNA, 1895 nt
Organism: Histoplasma capsulatum G186AR
Lineage: Eukaryota; Fungi; Ascomycota; Eurotiomycetes; Onygenales; Ajellomycetaceae
Product: DNA polymerase kappa
Exons: 2
Coding region: 81-1895 (604 amino acids)
Biological process (GO): error-prone translesion synthesis
Cellular component (GO): nucleus
Molecular function (GO): DNA-directed DNA polymerase activity; damaged DNA binding
Source: RefSeq, a predicted model, not a curated record
GAAGUAUCCACAGUAUUCUGAUCACUUUAGAUAUACGGCAUAACCAUGUUCUCAGUUUCUAAGUUUGACAAGGAAUGAGAAUGGAAUCUUCCGAAAACAAUGGUGCAGAUGACGACCGGUCUACGAAACCAGACGAAACACUCAAAUAUCAUCUUCUUGGGCCCUCACUGACCAAGGCUGGGCAGGGUACGGUAGAUCAACAAAAGGUAUCCGAAAUCAUAUACAACGCGUCAAAGGGCUCCAAGUUCUUUACUCAUGAAAAAUUUCGCGACCAACUAUUAACGACAAAAAUCGAGCGAAUUCUUGCUCAAAAGCAAAAGCUAGAAAAAAAUGAUCUUUUAUUAUAUACCCGGCGGGCGGACGAGUACCUUGCUGAGCUUGAAUUGGGACGCGAUCUCUCCCAGACCGUUGUGCAUAUCGACUGCGAUGCAUUCUUCGCGGCUGUUGAGGAACUUGACCGACCUGAACUACGCGAAUUACCCAUGGCUGUUGGUAAGGGAGUUUUGACGACUUGUAACUAUCAUGCGAGGAAAUUUGGCUGUCGAAGUGGUAUGGCUGGUUUUAUCGCAAGAAAGCUCUGUCCAGACCUCAUCCUAAUUCCGCAAAAUUAUCAAAAGUAUGCUGCCAAAGCUGAAGAAAUCCGAGCGAUUCUCUCAUCUUUCGACCCCCAAUUUCAAAGCGCUAGCAUCGAUGAAGCAUAUCUGAACAUAACUGCUUAUUGCGCAACCAAUGAGAUUGAGCCAGAGGUGGUUGUUUGCAGGCUACGUAGUCAAGUUAUGGAGCAAACAAGAGUGACAGUUUCUGCUGGCAUUGCACCUAACGCGCGGAUAGCCAAGAUUUGCUCGAAUUGGAACAAACCAAAUGGGCAACACUAUGUUCCCAACGAUCGCUCAAUUAUUAUGAAAUUCAUGUCCGAAAUACCAGUACGCAAAAUCAAUGGCGUUGGCCGCGUUUUUGAAAGGGAACUUGAGGCCAUUGGUGUCAAGAAUUGCAGCGACAUAUUCACACACCGCGGAGUUAUUCUGCCAUUAUUUGGAGAAAAAUGUUACAGAUUCCUGAUGCAGUGUUACUUAGGGUUGGGAAGCACCAAAAUACGACCAGUCGAAGAAUCUGAACGAAAGAGCGUCGGGACGGAACGUACAUUUAGAGACAUAGGCGACAUGGCUGACUUACAAGAAAUGCUUCAGCUGACAGCCCUUGAACUGGAAAAGGAUAUGCUUCGCACGCAAUUCAGAGGCCGGACAUUGACGCUCAAAGUCAAGCUUCAUACGUUUGAAGUAUUAUCUCGCCAAGUUGUGUUACCGAAGGCUGUCUGUUUAUCAGACGACAUCUAUGAUUAUGCGUUUCCAAUGCUGAUCAGGCUGCGCAAAGAGAUGCCAAAUAUGAAAAUACGUUUAAUGGGUCUGCGAUGCACAAACUUGAGUAGCAUGAGGAAGCCAGAUAUUAACUUUUUUGGAGGCACUUAUACUAGUAGCGUGCGGCCUCAAUCCCAUUCCUUUGUUGGUAAUGCGAGCUGCUUUGGAGAAGAGGAGUUCGGUGUACUCAAUAUCGAGGAUACACACGAUAGAUUGCGAGAUUCAGAUGCCACCAGAAGAGAUUGGGACACCUCUCACCGUCCAAAUGGAACCGAUACAGACAGUCCUAUUCCAAACCAAAUAAAUGAGUUGGAUCGAAUCCCAGAAAUGUGGGACUGUCCAAUUUGCAAGAGUCCGCAGCAAGCUGAUAACUCGUCUUUCAAUCAACACUUAGAUUUCUGCCUUUCCAAACAAACUAUCAGAGAAACUGUUAGAGGCACAUUAGAGAAGUCCGGGCAACAACUGACAAACAAACGAAAGUCUGACCUUCCUGCUAACACGAGGGAAGAAAGUGUGAGGAAACGUCCAUUCUUUACAUAA